Messenger RNA from Ipomoea nil (Japanese morning glory), 2136 nucleotides. Its product is annotated as disease resistance protein At4g27190-like. The record is from RefSeq and is a predicted model, not a curated record. Gene Ontology annotation, molecular function: ADP binding. The transcript has 2 exons. The coding region runs from base 1 to 2136 and encodes 711 amino acids. NCBI's taxonomy places the organism in Eukaryota, Viridiplantae, Streptophyta, Magnoliopsida, Solanales, Convolvulaceae.
AUGGAAGUGGUGGGGGCAAUUGUUGGUUCAGCUCUAACCGAGCCUUUUAGAUUUCUGUUCGGAUCCAUCUAUGUUAGGAUGAAGAAUGUUUUCAAGAUCCAUUCAAAUUACAAGGAUUUUGAGAAAAACAUGGAAGCUCUAUUGGAACUGAAGCAACUCCUAGAUGAUGAUGAGCUGCAGCAACACUUACCAAGAACUCAAGUGCAUGAUUGGUUGAAGAGGGUUGAAAAAUUGCAGAAUGAAUUUGAUUCUUAUAGCGAAAGGCGGGUGAAAGUUAAACAACUGAUUGGAGAUGGCAGAGCCUUUGAGAACAAGAUAGUGGGGGUUAAUCCUGUGCCUAAUACAGUUGAGUAUAUUCCCCAAGCAACAUUAUUCCAAGGUCAAGCAACAGCAGCAAGAAAUUUGGAGAAGAUGAAGGAUUUGCUGCUGAGAAAUGAAAAGGCUAAGAUGAUUGGGGUAUGGGGCAUGGGAGGUGUGGGUAAAACUACUUUAGUCAAGAAUGUGAACAAUGAGUUCAGUAAGGACCCAACAAAAAAGGAUUUCGACAUUGUAAUAUGGGUUGUUGUGUCUCGGAAUGCAACUGUAGAAAUCAUCCAAUCAAAAAUCGCUAAGCAAUUGCUUUUGCCAGUGGAUAAAGAAGAGAGUGAAGAGAGCGCAGCCAAUCGUUUGUACAACAAACUUAAGGGAAAAAGAUUUGUCUUAAUUCUUGAUGAUAUAUGGGAAGGAGUUGAUCUGAAUGCUGUAGGUAUUCCUCCACUUGAAGACGAUAUUGGUAGCAAGGUCAUACUAACCACUCGAAAUUUUCAUGUAUGCCAAGAAAUGUCUACUCAUAUUGAGUUCGAAAUAGGUGGUUUGAGUGAUGAAGAAGCUUGGGAGUUAUUUUCUCAGAAAGUGGGGGAAGAAAUGGUUAACGAUGACCAAAUUAAGCCGUUGGCAAAGGCCAUCGUUGAGGAAUGCAAUGGAUUGCCCCUAGCACUAAUCACAGUAGAGGCGUCAUUGAGGAAAAAGACAGAGGUUGCACUGUGGAAAGGUGCAUUAUACGCCUUGCAGAAAGCAGAGCCCACUAAGAUUCGUGGGGUUGAAGAAAAGGUCUAUAAACUGCUCAAGUGGAGCUAUGAUUCUUUAAGAGGUGAGCAGUUGAAAUCUUGCUUUUUGUUUUGCUGCUUGUAUCCGGAGGACUUUGAAAUUGAUACUGAUAGACUAGUCCAAUAUUGGCUAGCUGAAGGUUUACUUGAUGGGCAACAAAACUAUGAGCAAUUACAAAAUGAUGUUAAACGCAUUGUUGACUGCUUAAUAAGCUCUUGUUUGUUAGAAAAGUGCGCAGUAGGCAUUGAUAAAGUGAAGAUGCGGGGCAUUGAUAAAGUGAAGAUGCAUGAUGUAGUUCGUGAUGUUGGGGUAUGGAUAGCGAAAUCUUCAGAAGACUGGUGCAAAUCUAUUAUCAAUUCUGGAACUACCGAGAUGCAGAUCUCACAGCAACUAUUUAGUUGUUCUGACAAAGUGAAGAGAGUAUCUUUUAUGCAUAGCAAAAUAGCAUAUUUGCCAGACUGCAGCAUACAAUGUCCAGAAACAACAACUUUGUUUCUGCUAGGUAACUGGAGCAUUCAUGAAGUUCCUAACUCAUUUUUACAAGGAUUCCAAAUGUUAACAACUUUGGACCUAAGUAAAAGCAAUAUCAUGUUAUUACCUAACUCUCUUCUUCAACUUCUUGAACUUCGAGCUCUCAUUUUAAGACACUGCUAUUUACUACAUGAGUUGCCUCCCCUUGAAGCUCUAGGAAAACUUCAAAUACUUGAUUAUAGUUUUACUCCUAUAACUAAAUUCCCAGCCGGUUUUGAAAAACUUACAAAUUUAAAGAUAUUACUUCUAGAUAGUACCCUUCAGCUGAGAGAAAUUCUGAUUGGAAAAUUUUGCAAGUUACAUAAGCUGGAGUUUCUGAAUAUGGAAGAUAGUGGUAUCCAAUGGGGAACUAUGAAUACAAUUGAGGCAAUUGCACCAUUUGAGGAUUUGCUAUGCCUAAACCAAUUAACUGUCUUAUACAUAGACUUAAAAAGCAUUCCUUGUUUCACAACCCAGCAUACUUCUUGGUUCAAGAGAAUUAAAAAGUUUAGAUUUCAUGUUGAUCAUAAUGCAUGUUGA